UGGAAAUGGCAGCGAGGGGAGAUCAGGUAAUUAACCUGAAGGACAAAGUAUGCUUGGUGACUGGGGCCAGCUCAGGGAUCGGCGCAGGCACCGCGUUACUCUUUGCCCGUUUGGGAGCCCGCUUGGCGCUGAAUGGACGGAACGAGGAGAAGCUGCAGGAGACGGCUCAGGGGUGUGAGCAGUUUUCGGGGAUGAAGCCUCUACUGGUACCUGGAGACCUGACGGAUGAAGAAAGUGUCCGGAAAAUAGUUGAGCAGACGGUGGCGCAUUUUGGUCGGCUCGAUGUGUUAGUGAACAGCGGCGGGAUCUUGGCCAUGGGAACCGUGGAAAACACCUCUCUGCAGGACUUUGACCGUGUGAUGAAUGUCAACGUCAGAUCCUUGUUUUAUCUCACACACUUGGCCGUGCCACAUCUCAUCCAGACCAAAGGAAACAUCGUCAAUGUAUCUAGUGUGAAUGGGCAGAGAUCGUUCCCCGGGGUCCUGGCAUACUGUAUGUCCAAAUCUGCAGUCGAUCAGCUUACCAGGUGUGCGGCUUUGGAACUGGCCCCCAAGCAGGUCCGGGUCAAUGCCGUUUGCCCCGGAGUGAUUAUUACCGAUGUACACAGACGAGCCGGACUGAAUGAAGAGCAAUAUUCAGAGUUCAUACAGCGCACUCAACACACACAUGCCUUGGGGCGUCCCGGCACCGUGGAUGAGGUUGCCCAGACGAUUGCCUUCCUGGCCUCUGAUGCUGCUUCCUUCAUCACAGGAGUCACCAUGCCUGUAGAUGGAGGCCGUCAUGCUAUGUGCCCACGUUAAGGACCAAGGACAAAACAAAGACCAAAAAAUCUGCCGUGGCUUUGUUGGGCUUCGGGAUAUAGAGAUUGGCAAGCUCGGUAUUACCAUUUACAAAUGACUCAACCCAACCCUAAAAUGUUGUUGAGGAACCUAAGUGUUGACUUGUCCAAGAGAUGAAGUAUUGAACAAUAAAGUCAAGUACCCCGACUGAUA
Molecule: messenger RNA, 992 nt
Organism: Xenopus tropicalis (tropical clawed frog)
Lineage: Eukaryota; Metazoa; Chordata; Amphibia; Anura; Pipidae
Product: MGC79752 protein
Source: RefSeq, marked predicted